AUCCCCACCUCCAGAGCUCACACAGAUUACAAACAGUGUGGAGGGAGAGUGUGAACAACUUUUUUUUCUUCUGCUUCUCCAGUUGAACUUCUUUUCUAUGGAUCUGUUCACUGUGUGCUUUUAAACAAGUGGUAAGCAGAAAGCAAAGGAAAGGCUUGAGUGUUUGCCUGUUGAUGUGUCAAGAGAAUGUCAGGAAUAACUAGGAAAGGUUCUGGGAGACCCGGGUACUACUACAGGCUGCUGGGUCGAACCCGGCUCCAGAGGCAACGCAGUCGCUCCAGGAGCAGGACCCGACCUGCGAAUAAGGAUUCUCCUCCUGAGAGGGCAGGACGGAGGCGGAGCAUGCCCGGCUCCGCCCCUGAGAAAACCCCGGCUACAAUGGAACCCACAGCCGCUGCCACGCCCUUUAGAGUUACAGGCUUCCUGAGUCGCAGAUUAAAAGGAUCAAUAAAGCGGACCAAGAGUCAACCCAAGCUGGACAGGAACAGCAGUUUCAAACACAUCCUUCCUGGUUUCAGACCUGUAGAGACUGAGAGAUCUCAUUUGAUGCCGAGGCUGAAAGAAUCGCGCUCUCACGAGUCGUUGCUCAGUCCCAGUAGUGCAGUGGAAGCUCUGGACCUCAGCAUGGAGGAGGAGGUCCUCAUCAAACCCGUACACAGCUCCAUCCUUGGUCAGGACUUCUGCUUCGAGGUGAGCACCUCAACAGGAAGCAAGUGUUUCUCAUGUCGCUCGGCCGCCGAGAGAGACAAAUGGAUGGAGAACCUCAGACGAGCCGUUCACCCAAACAAGGACAACAGCCGUCGGGUAGAGAACACCCUUCGGCUCUGGGUGAUCGAAGCCAAAGACCUACCGCCCAAGAAGAAGUACUUCUGCGAGCUGUGCCUGGAUGAUGCCCUUUAUGCCCGCACCUCCUGCAAGCUGAAAGCAGACAACAUCUUCUGGGGAGAGCACUUUGAGUUCACCAACCUGCCUGCUGUCCAAAACAUCACUGUCCACGUCUACAGGGACUCGGACAAGAAGAAGAAAAAAGACAAGAACAACUAUGUGGGACUGGUAAACAUCCCAGUAGAAAGUGUGACCAGUAGACAACUUGUUGAGAAGUGGUACCCCGUUAACACACCGAACCCAGGGAAGGGGAAGACGGCGGGACCUACGAUCCGGGUAAAGGCGCGCUACCAAAGUAUGAACAUCCUUCCAAUGGAGAUGUAUAAGGAGUUUGCUGAAUAUACUACCAACAACUACAUGCUGCUCUGCUCUGUGCUGGAACCAGCGAUCAGUGUCAAGAACAAAGAGGAGAUGGCUUGUGCCCUAGUGCACAUCCUGCAAAGCACUGGGAAAGCCAAGGACUUCUUGACGGACCUGAUGAUGUCAGAGGUGGACAGAUGUGGCGAGAACGAGCACUUGAUCUUUCGCGAGAACACGCUGGGCACCAAAGCCAUCGAGGAGUACCUUAAACUCGUGGGCCAGAAAUAUCUUCAGGAUGCACUGGGAGAGUUUAUAAAGGCACUGUACGAGUCAGAUGAAAAUUGUGAAGUGGACCCAUCAAAAUGUUCAGGCAGUGACCUUCCUGAACAUCAGAGCAACCUGAAGAUGUGUUGCGAGCUCGCUUUCUGCAAAAUCAUCAACUCCUACUGUGUUUUUCCACGAGAACUGAAAGAAGUGUUUGCAUCGUGGAGACAGGAAUGCGGUAACCGCGGGCGUCCGGAUAUCAGUGAGCGUCUGAUCAGUGCCUCGUUGUUUCUGCGUUUCCUGUGCCCGGCCAUCAUGUCUCCGUCCUUGUUUAACCUGACGCAGGAAUAUCCGGAUGAGCGCACGGCUCGCACGCUCACACUCAUCGCUAAGGUCACGCAGAACCUCGCCAACUUCACAAAGUUCGGCAUUAAGGAGGAGUACAUGUCCUUCAUGAAUCAAUUUUUGGAGCAUGAGUGGACCAACAUGCAACGCUUUCUACUCGAGAUCUCCAACCCUGAGACUAUUUCCAACACGGCUGGCUUUGAAGGCUAUAUCGACCUUGGCCGUGAGCUCUCCACGCUGCACUCCUUACUAGCUGAGGUUGUGUCUCAAAUGGAUCAGGCUGCCACCACCAAGCUCUCUCCGUUACCCAGAAUCCUCCGAGAUGUUCACACAGCACUGACUAAUCCCUCAAGUGUUCAGGUGGCUGUGCCGUCUGAUAGCGCUCCAUCCCCUCCGCCUGCCGGGUGCAGCGUCUCUACCAGCUUGCAAAAAAUGACAAUGGAUAGUGACUUAUCAGGCCUGGUCGACUUCACCCGUCUCCCCUCGCCAACUCCAGAGAACAAAGACCUGUUUUUCGUGACACGUUCUUCAGGUCUCCAUGGCUCACCUGCCCGCAGCUCUAGCUACUCCGAAGCCAAUGAGACUGAACUUGGCCUAUCCAAUGGCGCUAAAAGCCUGUCCAUGGUGGACCUACAGGAGGCCACCAGGACCUUGGAACUCAUCCCGGUCACAACAGAAGGUACUGUCGAGAAGCACAUGGUGGCUUGGAAUACCCAGACACCACAGUGCAACUCAUCCGGAGGCCCCACGCUCCAGAAGGUGGGGCAGAAGUCUAUAAGUGCAGCAGGGGAGGUGAUGCCAGGCAGGCCGGUUCAGCUUCUCGCCCCGCUGUCCUUCCAGAACCCUGUGUACCAGAUGGCAGCAGGAUUGCCUUUGUCUCCAAGAGUGCCCACUGGUGGAGACUCUGGCUCAGAAUGUCACAGCUCUCUCAGUUCGCACAGCAACAACGAGGAGGCUGGGUGCGGGAAACUCAGCUUUCUGAACCAUGGGAGUGGGGUCGGGGAUGAGUUGGUAAGACGGUCUGGGGAGUUUUCAAGAAGGCAGCUCUCGCUUACAGAAGCGCAGCAUGGAGGAUGCCAAUCUGUAGUGCCACGGCAAAACAGCGCCGGUCCCCAGCGCCGGAUCGAUCAACCUCCGCCACCCAUGCAGGUCGCUGCCCCCCGUGGACGGACUCCGCCCAGCAUGCUAAGCUCUGCCCCUUACCCACGCCCCUCGAGUGGCAGUGCCAUUUCGUCAUCGCCUGAUUGGCCAGGGAGUGGCGCGAGACUUCGUCAGCAGAGCUCAUCCUCCAAAGGGGACAGCCCUGAGAUGAAGCAACGUUCACAACACAAGGCCUCGUCCCCAGUAAUUCCCAGUGCGUUGGAUCGUACGGCUGCAUGGUUGAUGAAUGUGCCGUACUUAGAGCAGGACUCAGAGACAGAUCCACGCAGGGACGAUCAGGCGCUCAAUGAGAAGUAUCAGGCAGAGAUAUCCGUGCUGCAGGAUCAGCUACGUGUGUGUGUGCAGCAGCUGGAGCAGUGUGAGGCUCGUCUGCACUCGCAGGACGAUCAGGCUCAGCAGCUGCUGCUGCAGUAUCAGAACCGUCUGGAGGAAGCUGAGCAGAGACUGCACCGCCAGCAGGAAGACAAAGAGCUGCAGAUGAAGAGCAUUAUUAGUAGGUUGAUGUCUGUUGAAGACGAGCUGAAAAAAGAUCAUGCUGACAUGCAGGCCGUCAUCGACUCCAAGCUGAAAAUUAUAGAUGCACAGGAAAAGCGGAUCGUUUCUCUGGACGCAGCGAACUCGAGGCUCAUGGGCGCCCUGUCUCAGCUCAAGGAGCGUUACAGCAUGCAGACACGCAACGGCAUCUCGCCCACGAACCCCACCAAGCUGCAGAUCACUGAGAACGGAGAGUUUCGCAACUCCUCUAACUGCUGAAGUCUUAACCGGGACUGAAAGAAUGGAUGAGGACAGGAUAUACGUCUUGAUGUCACUGGAGGAGAAAAUGAAGCUGUAUUUUUUUUUUUCCCCUGGAAAAAAAAAGAUGAACUGUUUUAAAAAUUUGCUGUCUCUGUGACCUAUGAUUAGUGUCUGCUACAUCAGUUUAGGACAAACCACUAGAUGUAAAUCUCUAUACGUAAACAUACAGGACAUACUGGUACAUCGCUUUAUCAAUACGAAUACUACAACUCGAUGUGCUAAAUCCUUAAACGUUCCAUCCGUUUAUUGGAAAAGGUCAUUCUCUGAAGCGUCUAGUGUUACAUAAAUACCACGCUUCUUCAGGACAUCAAGUGCUUCUUCGCACCCUGGACUGGACUUUAUCCGACCGCUCGACUUCGUCCCAUAUGUAGUGCACUUUGUGAGCUAUUAACAUGAUAAGCCUUAAAAAAAACAAACUGCAGCCCCUUUAUCCCUUGACCUGUGUCUGUAAGCUAAAGAGUCAAAAGUAUUAUUUAUUUUUAAACACAGUCUUGGCAAAGAAAAAUAUGAUGCACAGGUCGUGUGUGCACAGUACUUGAGUAAUAAUAAUGUUUAAAAAAAUGCAUAAUAGUUUAAUACCAAAUGAAAUGACAUAAUAUCAAUAAUAAUAAUAAGAUGAUAAUUAUCAAUAUAUCAUGAAUUUAUCAAUGAGAUCGCCUCCUGAAGCUACAGCAGCACUUUUCACUUUAUUCCGCUAGCUAUGCCAUUUCUUGACAGCUUUCUACUCUGCAGUUUUUUUUAACCUUCUCAUAAACAGUUUCCACUUUACCCGAUCGAUACUUCCUGAGACUUGUGUUAACGACUCCAGACACCAAGUAUGCACUCAGUUCCUGUUAUUAUACAUUAUUUAUUAAUGUUUUUGCAUCAUGAUAAAACAGCCUCCACAGACUCAUGAUGAUGAUUUUUCUUUUUCUUUUUUUCUUAAUUUAACUUCUGCAACUUCAACUUCGGCGGCACCGCAACCAAAUUUAUUCGAUGAAAAAAUUUGCACACAUUCUCCGUGUGUCGUUCUGUUCCCCGUUUCUGUUACUCUGUGCCUUCUUUAUUUAAAGGCAGUGAUUUUCCUUUACGGUUCAGUCUAUAGUCCCUCAGUUUAUCUAGAGCUGGUAUAUUUUUGUAUUCCUGUUCCUAACUGCUUUAAGGAGCCACAUGCGGUUAUUUAUGACAUGCGCUGUGGUGAAGCUUGAAUUCAGCCAUUUUCUCCCGUCACCACUGCGAACCACGAAUGUGGCUAUCUUCAUGUGACUCUGAAUAAUCUAGCGAUGCAACAGGGCUGGGUUUUGGAAACUCAAAAAUGAAAAUGGUAUCGCUAUUUUUACAAUACAGAGAGAGAAAGAGAGAGAGAGGAAUACAAAAAGGUCUGUCUGCUGUAGCAAGACAGAAGGUGUGUUCUGUAAAUAUUCAAAAAAAUAAAAAUAUAUAUACAUAUAAAUAUAUAUAUACAUAUAAACUUGAACAUGUGUUCCGCUGAUAGGACUUAGAGAUUCCAUUUACAUCUACAAUGUUACUGGUGUUUAAAUGCCAUGUGUCGUUUUAUUUUUGAUAUCCAGUCGUGAAUGCAAUUGUCCCGCUGAUUUAUUAAUAUACGUCGUGAUCAAAAUGCGAAAGAUUUUGUUUAGCCAGAGAGUUUACAGAAAACAGAAGCACAAAAACCUAGCAUUUUAUUUCGGCCCUGUUAACUGAAUCUCCGGUCCUCUGGUUCUCCCUGUGCUGUGCUUGGAGGGUUUCCUCCUAGGCAUGUGGGGUAGGCUGAUUACAAAUUGUGUCAGUGUGUGUGGGGUUGGCAUUCAUUCUUAAGCUCUCAUGUGACCUUACACAGAAAAAGCGUCUAGAUAAUAGACGGAUGGAUGGUUCUCUUUAAAUGGAAGUUACAAUCUCUAUCCUCAAGUUAAUUUAUGUUUGAAAUGCCAGAAUAAGCAGUGGUAGCCCACUGGAACUUGUUCGUGUUUCUGCUAAUGUGAAGGUCGUAAGAUUGAAGGUCAUCUUGGACCUACCCCAGAACUGCUGUUUGGUGCUUGCACCGUAAAAAGCUCAACUACAACCAUGCUUAUUAACCCUUUUGCGUGUGACGUCACAACGUUUGUCCAUCAUGGUCCCACAAAAGAGGCGUUACUUACCGGAUGCUGGUGCUAAAAUCCACAUUUAAAAUUCGAUGGUAACGUUAUGUCGUCUUAAACAACACUUUGUCCCCAUAUUUAUUGCUUCAAGGUCAGUCCGAAUUCCCUCUGGCAAAUAGAUCCUAAGGCAAGGCUGAAUCUCAAAUCCCUCUCUAGGCCCUGAUCAAAGGCACUGCUUGGUGUGUGGGACAAAGGAUUGUGCGCUAUUUGGGAUUCAACCCUUGCACAGUUAAUUAGCUAUUAAUUACAAAGCUUGAAACGGCAGUAUUAGUUAAUUAACAUUACCUGAACGUCAUUUUAUGAAGCGUAAAGCACAGCAUCGUAUCAUUUGGAAUGGAAGUGCUGAAUGACAAAUUUGUCAUUUGCCAUCAAAUAUUCGUACACUGUCUGACUUAAGACUGUAAGUCUGCGUAUUAAUAUCUAUGUACCUUCUUCAUUUCUGCAUCCACUUUUAACAUGCUUUCAUUUUUUUUUUUAACUCUAUCACAACAUACUGCAUGUGAAAAUAAUAAGCAGAACAGAAGCAAUCGAUUGCUAGCUUACGUUUUUUUUUUUUCUGUGUGACAAAGCAUCAGGUAAUCAUCAGGUAAUAUAUGUUAUUUUUUGGCUCCUAAAUACACCUUAACAAAAAUACAUAGCAGACUGAUGUCGGUUAAUGAUGCUUUCUGUUGUACACUGUUGUGACUGACGUCAUGAUUGUCACAUGUUUGCAAAAGGUCCAUAAGCAAUUGACUUUGUUCCUAUAAAAUAAUAAAAUAGGAAUAAAAAAAUGGAUACAAAUCUAAACCAUGUAGCAAAUCAAAGUGUAAGAAACCAAUUCGGUUUACUUUUUAACACUGUGCCCACGUCCAGAUGAAUUAAUACGUAGUCAAAAUCAGGUGCUUAUUUGUGAGCGAACAACCCUGAACUGGAAGCACUUUCUGGAUUUUUAUUAUUAUUUUUAUUUUCAGGGUAUAAAUUCGAAUGAGUUUGGUGCUUUCUUUCUUGGAAUUUGUAGCCAGUGAUAUAGAAAUGAACCCGCGGCUCUUUUGCAUUCUAGCACUAUUUAAUCCUAAAACGCUAGCCGUGCUUCAAACCCAUGAUUCAGUAGCUCACCUCCGAACUGAACUGUACACCUUGCCAAAUGACAAUCUGUCCGGAACAUCGUUUUUUGGAAGUGAUCGAGUCAUCGUGUUGAUCGUGCAGCAUACAAAGAGAAGUAUUCGCUCGCAGCUCCAGGUCCGUUUGUUUUCCUUUCGCUCUAGAUCGUCAGGUAUCUCAGUGGCACACACCCGUUCUCAGCAGUCGAUGUGGUAUAUAAGCUUUGUCAAAAGAGACGUGAAUCUCAAACUGAAUAUAUAAGACUAUGUUAUUAUAUGUUGUAUAAUCCUUGUAGAGAAACUUUUGUAAGUAUGUUUAAAGUAUUGGCUUCUUUCGAGGAUGACGAGAACAAUAAUGUACAGAGAGAUAUGAUGUCCAUGUUAAGAACUAUGAAAAUGUGGCUGUGCAAUUUACAUGUACAUUGGCAACUAGGAUAAUUAAAGUUUUAUUUAGAU
Molecule: messenger RNA, 7402 nt
Organism: Clarias gariepinus (North African catfish)
Lineage: Eukaryota; Metazoa; Chordata; Actinopteri; Siluriformes; Clariidae
Gene: dab2ipb
Product: DAB2 interacting protein b
Exons: 16
Coding region: 187-3708 (1173 amino acids)
Biological process (GO): regulation of GTPase activity
Source: RefSeq, a predicted model, not a curated record